Messenger RNA from Eublepharis macularius, 5910 nucleotides. RefSeq lists its product as uncharacterized. The coding region runs from base 4426 to 5553 and encodes 375 amino acids. NCBI's taxonomy places the organism in Eukaryota, Metazoa, Chordata, Lepidosauria, Squamata, Eublepharidae. The transcript is spliced from 6 exons. The record is from RefSeq and is a predicted model, not a curated record.
GUUUGAUGAUGGUGCAAGGGGGGCCCAUCUCACUUAAAGCAUGGUGAAAACAUUUUUAGAGGUGUGCCUUCACAAAAUAAACAUCCCACAGUACUUCAUUUACCUUCAUGGUGGACUCCAAAACAAGGUGCCCCAUUCUUCAAACAAUAUCCAUGUUUCUAUAUGGAGAAAAAGGAAUUCAUCUUCCCAGGUAGUUCAGGGUGGCCUUUUGUAAUCAAAAUGCUGCCAACUUUCAUGGUGCCUGCUCCCACCUGUCCUAACUUCCUCUAACAUGGUUCAGGCAGAUGCCGGUUGGGUGGUCCUUUUAAUGGACUGAAAAAUAUGUUGUUCUUGGCACCCUCUUUCUCCAUCAUCUCCCACGUUGAAAAUAAGAGAGGCUGGUCGUUCUGGGGUUAGGAAUAUUGCAUGAAAGAUGCCCAGUGACAUCAGGGGAACGUUUCCUACCUGUCCUCCAACCCCCCAAGCAAGCACCAAGGCAAACCAACCUGGAGGGGGGGGGCAUUUGGUUCCACCUCGAAGGGCGGUUCUCGUGCCACACAACUUCGUGCCUUUAACUGUGCGGUAGACCAGACACCGUCUACAUUGGUGGUGGGGGAGAACACCAAAGGGCAUCUGGAGAGCUGGGUGUGAUUCCCCACUCCUCCGCUUGAAGACAGCUGGGUCACCUUGGCCGAGACACAGUUCUUUGGAGCUCUCUCAGCAACACCCACCUCACAGGGUGACUUUUUUGGGGGAAUAAUAACAGUUAGUAAACCGCUCUGAGUGGGCAUUAGGUUGUCCUGAAGGGCGGUAUAUAAAUCGAAUGCUAUUAUUAUUAUUAUAGGGGAAAAUAGGGCACAAGUCACCUCACCUUACAGAGCAACCCAAAACACAAUUGCUAUAAGAAAGGAUUUUUUAUGUCACUUGUUUGAAUAUAAAAACCGGUGGGUGCAGACCUAAGGCCGUGACAGCAUUCCCUCAACCAGAGAGAUAACACUACGUAAUUCACACACAAUAAUCCCCCGAUCAAAAUUGCUGGCAGAAUUUGUGCAUGCUAUUUGUGUUAUUUGGUGUUGUGGGCUGCUUUCGUGUCCUGUUGUGCCCACCAAAUGGGAACCUGAAAGACCUUAAAGAAAUAAUUUUUUUUAUUUCCCGUAAUAGAGUUUGGUUUAAUUCUGCACAGUAUGGUUAGUUGUGUUAUGUACUGCCUGUGUUAUGUCUCACACUGUCCUUCUCAAUUUUAGUUUGAAGGAGAGAAUGGUUUUUUUAUAAUAGAGUACUUUGGUGUGUGGUUGUCAUUUUUCCUUUGUUCUGUAGGUGGUUCCCAUCGCAGGGAACACUGUGGAAGUGUGACGUUGGGGGAGGGUGUUUGUGGAUCUGAUGCUGUUUCACACGGAUAAGCUAGCAUUCAACAGUGUGCUGACCAUCUUGGCACCCCUGGGCUGUGCAAUGAUGAACCCUUUUUUUCACUUUCUCUCUUUGUGGAAACCCCUCCUGCUCACUUGAUGCCCACCAAACAGAACAUUUCUUACCAUGAUGUUAUAAAAAUUUAUUUCAAAACAGGAAUGGAACAAUGAGAAUUCACUCAUUAGAUCAUCAUUGAAUCUCUAAACAAAGCUUUCUAACAAACCAUGUUUCAUAGGAAUCCAGCACUUGCAACUGAAUGCAUGACACAUCCAAUCAAGGCAAAACCAACAAGAAACAUUUUUUGAAACCGUGAGUCCAACCUCUGAACAUGCAACAAGUUCAACCACAGAUUUUUUCACAAUCAGACUGAAGAGUUUUUUAUAUUGUUAGAUUUCUCUGUUUCGAAACAUGUGGCGUGCAAGGGCAUCGCGCACCAACUUCCCCUCCUCCCGGUGCCUUCUGUCUCCCACAGGGAGUUCAAGAGAUUCCUCAUCCACCUCCACAGGCCUCACGGGAGAAUCAUCCUCUGGAAUGCCAUGACCUUUCAAUUCACAAAUGUUAUGUAGCACCACACACGCGGUAGCUAUGCAGGUCACAUUCUCCUCCGCAACCAUAAGCUGUGACCUCAAACACCUCCAGCGCCCCUUCAAACGUCCGAAACAUCUUUCCACUAUGGUCCUAGCUCUGGUGAGGCAGCGGUCAAAGUAUGCUUCUGCGGGAGUGUGGGGCCUAUUGAAGGGCUUCAUCAGCCACCUUCUCAUGGGGUAGGCUGCAUCAGAUAUGAUGAGUGGUGGCACGGUUACACCCUCUAUUGUAAGACUGGGGUUGCCUGGCACAAACACCCCCGCAUCCAUUGCCGUACAAAUUGCAGAAUUCACAAAAACAAAGGCGUCAUGGUUCCGCCCACUCCAGCCAACCUCUGCAUCAAUGAAUCUUCCAGUAUGGUCCACCGUGCCCUGGAUGAGAAUGGAAUUGAAUUUCUUGCGGUUGAUGUACUCCCGUCCACGGCCUUUAAAUUUGCAAAUGGCAACAUGGGUGCCAUCAACUGCACCAAUGCAAUGAGGAAAGCCAAGUUUCUGAAAUCCAGACAUAAUCUGCAAUGAAAGAGAAAAAAACAAGAUUGCUGUUAGAGAGAAUCCCCUCUUUCUCCCACCGCCUAUAUUCAUAAUCUCCUCACUACAGCGCUGAGGCAGUCUCACAUCUCCAGAAUCCAGAGGAGUUAGCCAUAGUCUGUACUAGUGAAAUAAAAAAGAGUACAGUAGAACCCUCAGCACUUGCAAAUUUUACUGUAGCUCAAGCUUUUGAGAAUCACAGUUCGCUUGUUCAAACGCACAAGAAAAAAGGGAACCGCGACUCUCGAAAGCUCAUGGCACGAUAAAAUUGGUUUAAAGGUGCAGCUCAUUGCCUACGUGUCAGCAACAUAGUUUUUUGUGCUUCAAAUUGUAAUCUUUGACCAGUACAGUUUGAAUGGAGACUGUUACUCUGGGAGAUGAGUGCGUACUCACCCUCGCCACAUCAGGUCCAAGGCACACGACUCUACUGAGUAGCUCCAAUUCUAUCGCCAAGCAGACCUCCAAGACGAUUCCUGCCACUGUUGAAAUACCCACUCCGAAUUGGUUCAUGCAUUGACGGUAAGUCGAACAGUUGGCAAGAUACCAAAGUGCUAUGGCGACUCUCAUCUCCACAGAGAUUGGAUUGCGAAGUCUGGUGCGCUGACGGGAAAGACGGUGCCCUAUGGAAUGAACCAAUUCAUUGAAAGUCUCCCUGGUCAUACGAAAAUUUUCAAUCCACAGCUGGUCAUCCCAUAUGGCAGUGACGAAAUUGUCCCACCAGUCCCUGCUACGGGGAUAAAUCCAGUAGCGACGGGGGACUCUGAUUCCGGCUACAGCGAGAAAACGUGCUCUGUUCAUUGCUGUUCUCCUUGUUCUCCAUAAAGGCGGAGGUAUGCACCUCAGUGCAAGUGAUUUCCUAAGCAUUCUCCUUCUUCUAACCACUCGCAUCCAGUAACUGUUGCAGGCAUCGAUCGAUCGCUGAAUAUAGAUAAAGAUGAUGUGAAGCAAGGCCAGUGCCAAUGCUCGGACCGCAGACAUAAUUCAGCAGAAUAAAAUCGGGCUCAAAAAAUCCUCCGCAAUUCCAAAGUAUGCCGUGAGACAAAUGUGUUCACAAGAGUGGAGAACGCACAGUUCCAAGGAAAACUCCCGCCCAAGUUGGCCAGCCUAUCAUCGUGGCCACAUUUUUGGCGGGAGAAAAAUCAUGACUUCCUAGAGGGGAGGAAGGACAUUUGCUAGGGAUAGUUGUGCUUGUGUCUUUUAGGGCAAAGAGCAUAGAGUAGACUUGCAGGAGCAGAUUGACCAGUUCUUCCACUCAAAUGUCGCGAUGACUACACAUGUGAUGGAGCAAAAUUAAGAGGGGCGGAUUACAGUGGAUUGAUGUGUUGACCCCCUCCCCAGUCCAGUUUUCCUGACUCUGAAACACCUAAAAAAAAAAAAAAAGCGGUAUGUAUGUUUUGUGAAGUAGCGCUUUGUUUUAUUAAAAAAAAAGUACUCGGUCCCGUUUUUUUCAAGCACAAGGAAUGCAGUCAGUCUAAAGCGUUGUGUGAUUCUUUGCCCUGUCAAUUCGCACACGCACCACUGUCUUGUUCGGUUCCCACAAUUUCUUUCCCCUUUACUAGUCACGUGAUGGAAAAGAAAUCGAGUUUCACGUUCAUCCAUCCACGAAAGAGUAAAAAACGGUGCGGUAGGGUAGGAAAUCUUGUCCUAGAUUUUUUUUUAAAAUGGUUUAUCUGUGUUCACCACGAAUUAAACAAAAAUACACUUCAAUGUCACAGUCACAAGUCCACACGCUUCUGAGAAAUUAUCAUAAGCCUCCACUUGAUCUGUCCACCAAAAUAAAUUUUUACUUGAGAACAUUCCAUGUUUUUGGCGGGCACUAAGACGAUUGGCUAAAAUCGUUGAGGGGGCGGGCGGAUGAAAUGGGAGACCAAUCACUCUUGAGAGAACUUUUUGGAAUUUGUGUGUGGCGCAGUUCACUUGGUGCAAAAUGAUUUCCCGGCGUCAUGGAAAUGUCUGGGAAGUGGAGGAGGUAUCUCUUCUUCUGAGGGUUGUUCGGAGGAGUGGGCAUGCAUCUCGGUUAAUGGCCAGCACGCAAUCAAGCAACCGCGGCAUCUAUCGAUUUCUUUCAAGAGUGCUACGCAGUCGCGGAUUUCAUCGAACGGCCAACCAGUGUCGAAGCAAAUUCCAAAAACUGAAGUCCGAUUUCAUUUCAUCAAUGGAGGCACUGCAAUGCAUUCCUAGAAGCAGUCGUAGAAUUAGGGUGCACAACGCGAUGAUGCUAAUCUGGAAGGCGGCAGGGAGGCCUCGAUGUCAAGAAAGACCUCAUGAUGAGAUUAUCUGUGAAAGAGCAGUCAAGAUUGAAGAAACUUCAUCUGAGGAUGAUGAGAAUUCAGAAACUGUUGCAGUGGAAUCAUCAAGUGCAGCAGAAUCUGAUGCGCAAGCCUAUGCACCUCUUGGAGUGACAACUGAAGACCCAGCAAAGAUCAAUACAGCAGCAGUUCCUCAAGCUUCAGAGAGAGAAAGAACAGAUGACAGUGGAUCUCAUUGCCUAGAAACUGAAGAAACCGUAAUCGUUAUAUCUUCCGGCAGUAGUCACGAAGAAGCAACUGAUGACAUGACUGCUCCUGAAACCAUAAUGCCCGGAGAUGUAUCUCCACAACCGAGUACCUCAGCUUCUUUAGCAACACACAGUGGUGCCGCAGUGAGAAAGUAUGCCAUGAGCGCUGAGCACAAACUUCACAUAAUUGAGGAAACAACUUCUUCUGAUGCUGAGGAUGAGGACAGAAACGCCGUUGAGGAAGGCAGAACCGAGGAUGCAGAGGGAACUCCAGUUCUCUCAUUUUCCACAGGUGAUACUUCAGCGGGAGGUUUGCGUGACAUGAUGCCAAAUAAAGACCAAUCCGCUGAUAUUGGCGAGAUCUAUCGUAGUAUGCAGGGAAUACAAUCUCUAUGUCUAUCAAGAAUGGGAAGAUACCAUGAAAGAAUAUGCCGAUUGGAGAGAAACAAUAGAAGCCUUCACAAAGAACUGAGUUCUCUAAAGAAAAAGGUUUCUGCACUUGAGCGAGGUCAUCGUAGCUCAGGAUCAGAGCAAUCAGGAGAUGACAAGAAGAAUUAGCCAGUGUUAUGUCAGCUUGAAGAAUGUUUAAGCAAUAUUUUAGUUUGUUUCAGAAAGAAAAAAAAUGUAUGUUUAAAAAUAACGUAAUGGAAGGAAAGAUUACAAUUGACAACUCUCACAUGUCAAUUAUUUCCAGUGCUUUAUGAAUCAUGUUGAAGUUGUUUGCAAUGUGGAUAAUAAUUUCUCAUGAACAGCAAAAGCAAGAUCUUAUUUUCAUUUUUUUCUAAUCACUGUGUGGUUCUAAUGUCAUGCAAAAUUGGAAUUUUGAAUCAGUGACAAGAUUUUUGUUCCUUGGUGUUGGGAAGUCUGUGUUAUUUGUUUCUGAUAAAUAAAUCUGUUUUCAAUGUUAAAAAAUAA